Molecule: messenger RNA, 1659 nt
Organism: Jaculus jaculus (lesser Egyptian jerboa)
Lineage: Eukaryota; Metazoa; Chordata; Mammalia; Rodentia; Dipodidae
Gene: Smim24
Product: small integral membrane protein 24
Exons: 4
Coding region: 86-454 (122 amino acids)
Source: RefSeq, a predicted model, not a curated record
GCAGGUCCUCCCCGCCCCACAUCUGUCCUCAUCUUCUCCUAGCUGGGCUCGGGUGUAGACACCUGCUCCCUGGCCCUGCUGCACUAUGGACACACUGGGGACACUGCUCUUGCUGGGGGCUCUGCUUCUGUCGCCCGCUGAGGCCCAGCAGGCCACCGAGCGUCGCCUGAAGCCCUGGCUAGUGGGCCUGGCCGCAGUGGUGGGGUUCCUGUUCAUCGUGUUUGUCCUCAUGCUGGCCAACCGUAUAUGGUGCUCCAAAGUCAGAGCUGAGGAUGAGGAGACCACCGUGAGAAUGGACCCUAGCCCCUACCAGGAUAGGGAUGACAGUCAAGAAGCCAAGACGGAAAAGAAGAAAAAGAACCAAAAGGCCAAGCAGGGAGAGAGCAACGAGGGCUUGGAGCUGGAGGAGAGGGAGCCCGACGAGGAGGAGAACAUGAGGAAGACUCCCCUGUGAGGCCUCCCUGCCACCUCAGCACCCCCUCAGAUACGUCCUUCCACGCACUCAACGGCGCCACAGCCAGAGCAGCCAUGGCACCUGUGAGAGGUUCUGAAUAGUGUCCCUGACUGAGGAUGACCCUGCCUGCCAUCCACUCACUGGCUCACUCACCCACCUAUCCAUCCACCCAUCCACUCACCCAUCCAACCCAUCUACCCACCCACCCACCCACUCACCCACUCACCCAUGCAUCCAUGUACCCAUCCAACCCAUCUACUCACCCACCCACUCACCUAUCCAUCCACCCACCACCCAUCCACUCACCCGCCCAUUCACCCACCACCCAUCCGCUCACCCAGGCAUCCAUCCAUCAGCCCACCCACCCACUCAUCCGUCCACCCACUCACCCACCAUCCUGCCAUCCUCCCUCCUUUAAAAUGGCUCUUUGGGGGGUCCUGGGUCUUUGGGCUCCUCUCUGACCUGAGUGCACCCACGUGCUGCUCUGACACCCCUCCUCAGCCCCUGCCACGUCCUGACUCCCAGUGUCUCCAUGCACAGUCUCAGGUCUGUUGGACAGCCGGCCAUCCACGGGGCCCUUGUCAUCUUCCAGGGUGCUGUCUCCCCCUGGCGCUGGCUGUCCUGGCCCGCAGUGUGUCGUGUGCCCAGGGCUCACUGAAGGAUUUGUCCGGGUUUCUUUCCGUGGCUCUGCACUUCGCACCCCCAUUGCGGUCUCCUGGGAAAUCCUUGCUCCCUCCCCACCGCCGCGCUUGUCGGUCGAAGGGGGUGUUUUGGGGAUCCACUGCGGACCGUGAGUUGGUGCUGUCUGCGCGCACUGCCGUGACUGUCCACCAGGGGGCGGAAGAACUUAAAAUAAGGAAGCUAAUAAAUGCCUCAGAGACGUCCCGGGAGCACUGCGCCUUGCACUGCACUCUUGCUGUCCCAGAGCACUUGCCUAGUCCCGUUUUGCAGGUUUAGACAAAGGCAAGAUGCCAGAGCAGGUCUCUUUGGGCUAUGGCACAGCUGGUACAGGAGCCCAGGCUGCCCCAGCGAUGGGGGAGGGGAGUGGGGUGGCAUUUGGAAGCUCUGACCAAGGUCAUGCUUGGAGCUACAUGUCCCAGGAUGGGAACUGGGGACAGGCAAUUACUUCUGCCUGGCGGUGGGUUGUGUCUGCUGGGAGACCAAGAUCGUGUUCCUGUGGAAUAAAUGCUGUGCGGCCCUGGGAA